CACACUUUUAACGGAAACUUCAAUGCUCAGUUGAAAUUCGCGCGCCACUAUGAGAAGUCGAAAAACUUUAACGGUUAUCAGGAGUUAAGAGGUGUAACUUUGAGUGUUAAACCAGUGAGUUCCACAAGUGAAAAAGAGUACAAGAGUAGAAAAAAAAGUGUUGAAGUGGAUCCAAAGAAAAAAAGAAUUAACCAUGGAGAUAAAAAUUUCUGUUAUGUUGAAAUUCUUGUUUAUAUGUCUGUCCUUUCCCUUGGUGCAGAUUUUGACGAUUGUUAGUGCCCGAGAUGCACCCCCAAUUCAUAUACCCGGUCAGGGAAUGGUUAUGGGAACCUAUUUGAAAAUGUAUCGAACACAGAAUAUCAAAGCGUAUCUGGGAAUUCAAUAUGCUUUCGCGCCGCGGUUUGCACCUCCGGUCGUGGAUGGUUUGGAAUGGAAGGGUGUGAAGAAUGCCACCACAUUUCCACCAGAUUGCUGGCAGAAUCCUAAAAGACCCAUAAAACGGCAUAGUGAAAUCUUUCAGAACCUCAUUAAGGCAUCACAUUCGAUGGAGGAGACCAAAGGAUACGAUGAAGAAUGCCUGUUUGUGAAUAUCUUUAUACCAGAUGGUCUUCCACCUAUGCAAGGAUACGCUGUCAUUGCUUGGCUUCAUUCUGGUGAUUUCUCCUAUGGCAGUGCCACCGACCUUGAUCCGUUCCAGAUGGUAUUCAAACAAAAAGUCAUAGUAGUCACAAUAGCAUAUCGAUUAAAUAUUUUUGGAUUUCUUACCACGCAAGAUGGCGAGGCACCUGGAAAUUUUGGCCUAAUGGAUCAAGCUGCCGCCCUCUAUUGGAUACGUCAAAAUAUAAAACUAUUUGGCGGGAAUGAAAAUGAAAUAACCUUAAUGGGUCAUGCGGCUGGUUCAAUUAGUGUGGGCUUGCAUUUGACUUCGGGAGAAUGGUCUCAGGGAGUAUUCAAUAAAGCUAUAAUGAUGUCUGGUAGUCCUUUGGCUGAUUCAGAAAUUCGAUUACCAAUUGAUUAUAGUGUAGCAUUGGAUUCGAUAGCAAAUACUUUUGGUUGUUUUCGAAGACCAACUUCGAAAUUGAUGGAAUGUUUGAGGAGAAUUGAUGCAAAGAUUUUAUCGGAAAAUUUACCCUUUAUUGAAUGGGGACCUAUUGUUGAUGAAGGUUUGAGUAAUACUUCGGUACCAUUUAUUCCAGAUUUUCCAAAGAAUCUUAUCGAAAAGGGUAUGGUUCGGAAGGUGCCACUGCUAACGGGGUACACAGACAUGGAGGAAGUUUUGGAUUUGGUAGUUGGCGAAAUGAUGGACACUUCCAUAACCAACGAAGUCUAUGAAACAAUGCUGAAUGAUAUCAUUUUGACAGAUCUGAGCCAGUUCGAUGACAACGACACCUGGUGUGGAAAUGUUCAAAUUGUGUUGGAUGCCGUUAAAUACGUUUAUAAGCCUUAUCCACCAAUGAAAAAUGGCGCCAAGUUGAGAAAGCUUUUUGUGAAUUUCCAUACCGAUAGGAAAUAUAUCGCUCCAACAAUGUUACUGGCCAAUAUGCUUAGCGACAACAAUCAAACUUACGUGUACAGAUUCGAUUUGAAACCUAGAACUGAAAUGGCCAAUAAGGAUAUCUCAGAUUGGGUUGGAGUACCUCAGAAUUUCGAUCUAAUCUUUGUUUGGGGUAUUCCGUAUUGGACAAAUCCAGAUAUGAUCAAUCAGUGGGACAGUACGGAUAAGAGAAUAUCAGAUAUUGUUAUGACUUUGUGGGCAAAUUUUGUCAAGAGUUCUAAUCCAACAGCAACUGGAGUAUACAUCAAAUGGGAUUGGUUCACAUCUGAGGAACAAAAGAUCCUCGUAAUCGACAGAGCUUUCAAUAUGACCGAUGACAUGAACUUGCAGGCGAUAAAGUUUUGGAAUGACUAUUAUCCCAGAGUUGUGUAUCAUGCUAUUAAUUGUUGCAACUCAACUGAUACUGGGACCAAUCUUGUCCAACAGUUUACUGGACCGUUUUCAAGUACUCUAGGGCUAUUAAAUUUGUUUGCUUUAUGGUUAAAUGCUUAUCGAUUUAUAGGGACGUAGCUUAUAACAAGAAAGGCAAACUUUAAGUUGUAGGUGUGGCCAUAGUUAAAAUUAUUUGUUUAAAAUUCUUAUAAUAAUAAAGAAUUUAAUAAAAAAAAUUAGUUAAAAUGUAUUGUAAAAAUGAAAACUAAUAUUACAAAAACAAAAACAAGUUUCAAAGGUUUCAAUAAAGGAAAGGAAGUUAAUAAAUGGACUUACUUGUAAAUAUAUAUGUAUGUAUUCAAACUACUACUUUAAAUUACUUCCUUUCCAAUUAACAAUAUAAUAUUAGCAUAUAAGCCAUUAAAAUAUAUAUGUAUAAUGCCUUAAGAUUGAUCUAUAUACGCAAGAACCAAUAAAUUGCUCGCAACACAAAAUACAGAGGAGAAACAAAAUAA
Molecule: messenger RNA, 2442 nt
Organism: Episyrphus balteatus (marmalade hoverfly)
Lineage: Eukaryota; Metazoa; Arthropoda; Insecta; Diptera; Syrphidae
Product: cholinesterase 1
Exons: 2
Coding region: 194-2065 (623 amino acids)
Biological process (GO): postsynaptic membrane assembly; chemical synaptic transmission; modulation of chemical synaptic transmission
Cellular component (GO): postsynaptic membrane; cell surface; synapse
Molecular function (GO): neurexin family protein binding; signaling receptor activity
Source: RefSeq, a predicted model, not a curated record